GAGGGGGCAGGGGGUGCGUCUGUCGCCAGUGCCCCGGCUGGUGAGACAGUAGACAGGGGGAGCGCGGGUCUCACUGGGCUGCACCGCGCCGUGGCUACGCGAAGUUGAAUCCCGCGUGGCCCGCCGCAGGACUCAGUCCACUCGCAUCUCCCCCAACCCCGGCUUUGCAGUGGGGCUGGACCGCUGUCCUGCCGGGUCGCGGUUUCGGGUGUCCGCGCUCCGGUGGGGAAAGGACUCAACACCUUCGGGGACCUGGAGCCAGCUGGCUUCAGAAGCAGCUGAAAUGAGAAAAAGGCAGCAAUCCCAAAAUGAAGGAACACAGGCUGUGUCUCAAGCACCCGGAAACCAGAGGCCCAACAACACCUGCUGCUUCUGCUGGUGCUGCUGCUGCAGCUGCUCCUGCCUCACGGUCAGGAAUGAAGAAAGAGGAGACUCUGCGGGGAGACCCACACACACCACAAAAAUGGACAGCAUCCAGGUCCUAGAGGAGUGCCAAAACCCCACUGCAGACGAAGUCUUGUCCUGGUCUCAAAAUUUUGACAAGAUGAUGAAGGCUCCUGCGGGAAGGAACCUUUUCCGGGAAUUCCUCCGAACAGAAUACAGCGAGGAGAACCUACUCUUCUGGCUAGCCUGCGAAGACUUAAAGAAAGAGCAGAACAAAAAAAUCGUCGAAGAAAAGGCCAGGAUGAUAUAUGAAGACUACAUUUCUAUACUUUCGCCGAAAGAGGUCAGCCUGGACUCUCGAGUUAGGGAGGUGAUCAACAGGAACCUGCUGGACCCUAGCCCCCACAUGUAUGAAGAUGCCCAGCUGCAGAUCUACACCCUAAUGCACAGGGAUUCUUUCCCAAGAUUCUUGAACUCGCAGAUCUAUAAAGCUUUUGUUGAAAGUACUGCCACCUCUUCUUCUGAAUCUUAAUUUUCAUUUGAAAGGCCAAAACCCAAAUCAUUUCAGAGGGCUGGGACAGAGAAGUUGCUAAAUGGCAUCAGAAAUUGAGUUCCUGGAGAACCACAGGUUGGCACCCUUGGGCUGCUGUCGAGAGACAGCCAUGGGUCUUUGUCUCCAUUUUUAUCGAGGUUAUCCUUGAUUCUGUUUGGAGAAAAGCCUAUAUAAGACAAUGAGUUGCCAAAUUAUGUUUGUCUGACUCAACCCUUGUUCUACUUGCAAGCAAACUGUGUUCCUAGUCCUCUGAACAGACUCCUAGUGCAUCUCCAGAGGCAGCAUGCGCAAAGAGAACUGCUUUGUCUGCCACUUAGUUGUACUGUUUAAUCAGUAGCGUACCUUAUAUCUGUAUUUAAGGACUUUCGUGCAAUAUGGUCUCUUAGAAACAACUGCCAACAAACUGGCCGUGGUUUGCAUUUCUAAGCAUAAUCUGACACACACAAAAAAGGCUGUUUUAAACAUGUAACUGUGAUAUUUAACCAUGCUACAUACUAUGUUUAGUACGCGGACUUUGAAGCCAAUUUUCCUGUCCAUGAAAAGAAAGAGCUGCUGUUUAUCUCUGCCUGUUGAGAGGUCUUAGUCUGAGACUCCUCUGGUUGUUCACUGCCCAAACUCUAGCAUUUUCAUUACAGAAGAUUUGAUAUGUAAAACAACAACAAACCUAGCAAUGAUACGAAAAAAUCUAAAAAGCACAAAACAAUCCGAAGAUAUUCUAUCUCGUUGAAAAACCCAAGAGCGAUACUGUUUUUAGGUAUAAAAGAGGAAAUGAGUCUAUGUAUAUAUCAAAUGUCCAACGAUGUCAUUAAUUUAUUAAAGAAUGGCUCUCCGGUUCUAAAAUAAUUGUGUAAACUUAUGUGUGUCAGCAAAAGAACAAUAAUAUGCUUGAUAAUCCAAUUCGGGAAUAUAAAGGAAAAGAUUUCAUAAUGGAUGCCUACAUGUAGCACUGCAAAAGACACCUUGAGGAAUUGCACCUGGCAUGUGGCGUAUUUGCCUUGAACGUAUAACCCAGUGAAAAGCUUAAGUUUUCCCUAAGCAACAUUACAAGGAGUUAUGAAGAUGAAAACCUUUGAUGUCAGACCUUAACUGUUUUCAUGUAGUGUCUCAAGAAAGAUUUAUUCUAAUAUUGUUCAAAACAAUCAACCCUCAUCCACAAUUAGAAGGCAGUACAGUGCUCAAACCUUUUAGCUGCCAAUAUUAUUUUUUGUAAUUACAUUAACUCUCACAUGAAAUACUCACCUGACCGUGGCAUGUAUUUCUGACCUUCAGAACAGUGUCGUAUUGUGCACAAAGCCAAAAUUACAAUCGUCAUAUUUAUAUCAAGGUCUUAUCUUUCAAUAUCAAUAUCCCCAAGACUAUUUUUUUAAUCUUAAACUCAAUGAAUAUAAUGUUAAGUAAUCUAAAAAAUGGAAGAAUUACAAAGAUUUAUAUCCACUGAGAAUACUGGCCUUAUAUUAAGGAUGAUAAUAAAAUUAUAGGUUUUAUUUGUCAUUUUUAACUACCUCUCAUUUUUUAAUUUAUUAAACAUAUUUUUUAAAAAGAAAAGUUUGGAGUUUUCUUUUUAAAUUUAUUUUACUUGAAAGGUUGGCAUCAUGUUUCUUUUUCCAUACAUUUAAAACAUUUCAAGAAUUGUUUUUUAAGUGAGUAUGAUUUUCUAACUUAUAUAGAAUUCAGGAGCUAUGAUUAAAAGGGCUAUUACCUAUUCCCUAUGCAAAUAUUUUAACUGUUGCAGUGUUUGACAAAAUGGGAUUUUAAAAAAAUUGCAGAGUAGAAAACAAAAUGUUCUGUUUACACUGGUGUCGCUGACUAUGCUACCAUGUUCAGCACUUUUAAAUACAUUAUUUAUGAAAACAUAGUUAAAAUGCAGAUAGAAAAUACUUAUAAUAGUCAUCUUUUAGCAAAUGCUUGUUUUUUUCUGAAAAUGUUAGUGUAUUUAAGGUGUGCUUUCUUCAUGUCACCUAGAUAUCUACUAUUUGAAUAGUUUCAGUAAUAUGUUGAGAAAAAGAUAGUUGUAAAGAUGUUUACAAAAAAAAUCCUAUUUUUUCCUAAAGAGUCAAGAAAACUUAAAGAGUGUUGUUGCUUCCAUUUUGAAGUCUCAUCAUUCAAAAUCUUUUAAUUAUUUUCUUGAUUAGUGUUUAUUAUGCUACUAUGAUAUGUACCCCCAUAUAGAGUAUGGCAUCAUAUGUGUUUCCAUGUUUGAGGCACAAUGAGUUGGUGCGCAUACCAGGAGAUGUGUAAUAUACUAUGACACCCUGCAUGAGAAAUUGUUUUCAAUGUAGACUUUAUAUUCCUGUUGUUACUGUGGAUGCUGGUGACCUACUAUCAUGGGUUUUCUUUACAAGAUGCUCUGGCUAUUUGGUGGGUUGUCUGUUUGAAAAUGCAUCUAAUAUUUUACCAAAUGUAAACAUUAAGGGACUUCAUAUAGAGUACUCAUCUCUAACCUGGGCAUUUGCUGUGUUUGCAUUUAAAGUUGCUGUGUCUUCUGGAACCUGAUUAAGUAGUUUUGUUGAGAAGGUUCUAGAGCACAUUUGCACAGUCUGUGUCAUUAGCCAUGCUGCGUGAGAAGUUCUGUGCUAAACUGCUAUUUCGGGAGGUGGGGGGGGCGAGGGAUCCUUAUUUCAUUUCAGAAUGUUUCAGGUUUUGAAGAGUGUGUCUGUGGACUUACGCCUAUGCCAGUUUUUAAAGUACGGUAUGAUUUCUUCUGUUUAACUCACAGCUAUAAUAAACAAACAAAAGCCCUCAACAGGUGUCUCUGCCACCAUAUCAAGAGCACAACAUUUGCUUUAUUCAAGCUUGACUUCAUCCCUGGUGAGUAAAUAGCUCCCUGGGGAAAUGCUAGCACUUUAAAACAAAGCACCUUGUGUUUUAGACUGCCAAGAUGACUGUGUCUCUUGCUAGAGUGUGCUAAUACACACAGAAGAGCAAAUGCACUUUCUCUAGUACCUGUCUAUAGGUGAAUCUCUUACGGGAAGAAAAGCAGGUUGGUGUAGAUGAUGUAUAUAGACGUGCCUGGAAGACAGGGGUCUUCGGAGGUGGAUCUUCCACGUAGACACGCUAACACUGGAUGGAUGACUCCCCUCUCUCCGUCUUACUAUGAUGUUCUCCGAGGUUAUCACAAAUGUGACAAGGGACAUAGGAAUAUAAGCAAAGCUGCAUUCUGAUACUGAAACUAUGAAACACGAGAGUCACUUUUUUUUUUUUUUUUUUGGUUUUUUCGAGACAGGGUUUCUCUGUGGCUUUGGAGGCUGUCCAGGAACUCCCUUGGUAGUCCAGGCUGGUCUCGAACUCACAGAGAUCUGCCUGCCUCUGCCUCCCGAGUGCUGGGAUUAAAGGCGUGCGCCACCAAUGCCCGGCGAGAGUCACAUUUUUAUCUUCAAACAUUCAUACAGUGUUUAUAUAACCAGUUCCAGCAGUGAGUCACUGUGCCUGGAUCUUGUAUUAGUGCCCUUCGAUGCCUCCUAGUAUGAAGUAUGUGCUGUAUUUAUUUGAUAGUUCAGGGUUAAAGGACUGUAGCAUUAGAUAAAGACUGUCUCUCCCUAUCGUUCUGAUUUAAAAUAAUACUUGAAUCUCAAUUUAAGUCUAUUCUUUUUUCUCUAUAAUUCCUUAAUCUUCUCCAAAAAAAAGUCACAUUGUAAUUGUAGAAACUACACUUGCAACAAAUAAAAAAUAUCAGGUGCUUUGGUGAAGAUUUUUAAAUGGAAAGAAUUUCAAAUAAACCACCAAUUUGUUUUUAAACAGCUAGAAGACAUACCUACAACCCAACAUAACAUGGUUUUUGAAUAUUUCAAGCUUCAUAUAUUAGCAUAUUAUUUUGAAAUAGGAAAGAAUGUCAAAAUAUUGGCUUGCCUAUGUAUUUAGAUUGCCAGUUAAUGACCGAUCUCCAAAGUACAUUUUUCAUCUACUUGAGUAUUCUUUUCUGGUUUUAAAUUUCUGGUCAAUAUACAAUGCCAUCCUUAGAAAGGAGUAUACCAUGUGUAAUAAUUUUGCCACAACUGCAAACAUUUACCACUAAAACAUCCCAAACCUUACUUCAGAAUGUAUCUGGGAGAUUUACAGCAUCAAUGCAACUCAGUGCAUGGAAAGGCACUGACUCCCAACAGCAAACUUUGAUUUCUCUGUGUGUUCAAAACAAACGACUCUUAUAGAUAUAGUUCUAACAGUUAUAAGUGGCACGUUUUCCCAUCAGUUUAAGUGAACAUUCCAGACCAUCAUUCUCAUGAAAGCGCUGAAGAAAUGGAGUAUUGCCUUAGUCGGACAAAUGGGGCUGGCUGGGGACUCAUUCGGUUCUUGUGGCAAAAGCUUCAAGUUGGGAAAAUCAGUUAUCGAAAGCACUGAUAAUGAUAACCAAAGGUAAUAUCUCAAUGUUGUGUGUAUAAUCUGAAAUUCAACUUCCCCUUAUGUCUUGUACUAAAUGUUUCCUGUUACAAAAUUUUCUGUGUAUUUACUCCUUUUUACAGCAUUUCUGCUUUUUAAAUAGUUAGAGCUGCAUGUUUUAAAGCGAUAAUUAAGCAAACCACCUAAGGUUUGGGCACAUUUCCUUUUGAAAUGCCUGAGCUGAUCUCAAGUGGUAUUUAUGACCAGAGAUAGUAGGAAAGUCAUUAUUCUUUCUGAAUCUUUCUCUUCAUCUGAAAAUAUUAACUAUGGGGUGGGUGGCCAUGGGAACAAUGAUGUUGCAUGUGAUAAUUUAUUGUAGUUCUUCAGGCCACAGUUUUUAGGAAAGGCUGUAGCCAAUGCCAUUUUAAUGUGCUUUCCCCCAAAUUUUCCCUUUAAGUUUUUAAAGUUAUCUUAUACAAAAAAGGGUUUCAUUAUGACAUUUUCAUACACAUGUUUGUUAAAUCUUGUUCUCAUUUGUUACCACUGACUUUCCCUGUGCUCUCUACUUCAUUUAUUAUUUGAAACAUACUUGAAAAAUCUAAAUAGGAACAUGCAUGCGCAUGCGCGCACACACACAUACACACACACACACACAAGAUGGAGACACAGGCAAUAAAAUUAACAUUCCCAGCGAUAGGAAUAAUAUAAAAUCAAAUAAGUUACCAAUAUAUCAAGUAUGUGAGUGGGAGAUAGGGAGAAAUGUAAUUCCAUACAGCACCAUUACAAAAACAUGUUUUUAAUAUUAAUGUGAUUUGGUCAAUUCCAUCAUGAAUCUGUGAUGAUAGUAACUACGUUUAUUACGUGACGCCAAGGGCACAUGACAGCAGGCUGAGUGCUCUUGUUUUGAGCUCCUCUUGCUGCUGUUCACCUAUCACCUGGUUAAAGCAUCCUGUUAAACUGCAACCUCUCGGCUGUCAAUCGAUGCACAUGCAGGGAGGGUGUGUGUCUUAGAGGUAAACAGACUCUGCACUUACUGGGCAAGAAAAACAAACAAACAGCAAACAAACAAAUAAAAACAACUCUGGCAGACAUCUUAGCACUAAUGCUACGCUCCAUUUAAGAAUCUCCAACAAAUACUAUAAAGAAAAUGCAGUGAAUUAGGAAGUGAGAUGGGUCAAAUUCCAAACCAGUGUUAGCUUGAAUCGUCACGUGAAAGCGAUACUGACUUCCCUGUCCCUGACACACCCUGUAUAUUUACCUAGAUCCUGCAAACAUGCUGGGUUUAAACAUUUUAGUCUCGUUCAUUGUAGCAAGAGGUUACUUAUUACUCGUGUUUAAUGCUCUCCUAUCUACUCUCCACUGAGCAAUGCAUACAACACUGAAGUGUUGGAAGACUGAAGUUGUCCCUCUAGCUUUAACCUGUGUGUCACGGCGUUUCUUGUGUAUGGUUUUAAAGAAUUUGCAAAAUACUAAAAUGUAUUUUAAUGAAUUGAUUCUGUGAAAUUUGUCAUUUUGGAUGUGUACAAUUUCUUACUUCCAUGCUCAUUCUAUUUAGUAAUCUAUUUCCAAUACAUUUAUUAGUGGACCACAAAGUUUCUGAGUACAUGAAUAUAAGAGUAACCAUGCUUGGCUAUUUCAUAAUACCAAAAUAACUGUGGGUACUCAUAACUGAAUAGAUAAUCCAGAUUCUUUUUCUUGCAGUUUAAGUUUUUCUGGGUUUUUAUUCCAUUGAGUAGAUUUAAUCAUUGACCUAUGUACAAUAAUAGACUUCCUGAAAGUGCUACAAUUUUUACCAUGUAAUAGAUUUGAGCAUGACAAUAAUGUAAGAAAACUCAGACAUCUCCCGCUAAGUGUAUCUGAGUUUUCAAAGUAAAUCAAAUAACAAGUGUCUUCAUUUAGCUAUAUUGUGGAAAUUUAUGGAUAUCAUUGUGAAAUGCACAUGCAUUACACUGAUUUUCUUAAGAUGUUUUGAAUUAAUAAAGAAUUCUCCCAUGUA
Mesocricetus auratus (golden hamster) is the source of this 7247-nucleotide messenger RNA. It is a transcript of the gene Rgs17, whose product is annotated as regulator of G protein signaling 17. The record is from RefSeq and is a predicted model, not a curated record. The transcript is spliced from 5 exons. The coding region runs from base 284 to 916 and encodes 210 amino acids. Lineage: Eukaryota; Metazoa; Chordata; Mammalia; Rodentia; Cricetidae.